UAUUCGGAGCCUUCCGGCAAGACUCCAGCACCCUCUUACCAGGGUCCUCUCCCGCUGGUCCUCCAGGCGCCACCUUUUUUGCGACCGGCGUUGUGUUGCCGGACCCGACGAGCAGGAUUGACAGUGAAUCCCACGUAAACGCGGCCCCGAUGCCGAGGGUUCUGGCAGUAGAGCAGGUAGACACCGAAGAAGCGCCCCGGUCUUGCUGUAGGUCCCAUCUGGACUUACUGGGUUGGAGGUCCGAAGUCGGGGGUGGUUUCCGGGACCUCGGACCUGGGAAAGGGCUGGGUAGCCAGGACUGCAAAACGUUAGUUGAGGAAAAAUCACUCUAGGAUGAUCGUGCAGCGCCCUGGAAACCCGGCAGCUCGGCUUGGUGCGCCGCCUGCUGGCAGGAGGAGGAUGAGCAAACGGGGCCUCACCGCCCGCCGCCUUCCUGCCCGGCUCCGAUUGGCUAACUGCUGAGGCCGAACCUCCCAAGUGUUGCGACUCCGCUGUGCCGGGAGACGGAAGUGCUGCUUUCGGAGCCGCCCCAGGGAGGGCGGAAGUGAACGGCGUGGAGGAAGUGGCUACAGUGAGGGCGGAAGGCGGGGUGGCGGGACCGGAGGCGAGGUUCUAGGCACGCCUGCCUGUGCCCGCGCCGGGCUGUAGCCAUGGAACUCAGCGCCGACUACCUCCGCGAGAAGCUGCGGCGGGACCUGGAGGCAGAGCAUGUGGAGGUGGAGGACACGACUCUCAACCGUUGCGCGACCAGCUUCCGAGUCCUGGUGGUGUCGGCUAAGUUCGAGGGAAAGCCACUGCUCCAGAGACACCGGCUGGUGAAUGAAUGCUUAGCUGAAGAGCUCCCGCACAUCCAUGCCUUUGAGCAGAAAACUCUGACCCCAGAGCAGUGGACCCGAGAGUGGCAGAAGUGAGGGACCCAGGCCUGAACAGCCAUUAAAUUGUAAAUCAGG
This is a messenger RNA of Onychomys torridus (southern grasshopper mouse), 950 nucleotides long. It is a transcript of the gene Bola2b, whose product is annotated as bolA family member 2B. The record is from RefSeq and is a predicted model, not a curated record. Gene Ontology annotation, molecular function: 2 iron, 2 sulfur cluster binding. NCBI's taxonomy places the organism in Eukaryota, Metazoa, Chordata, Mammalia, Rodentia, Cricetidae. Gene Ontology annotation, biological process: intracellular iron ion homeostasis. The transcript is spliced from 3 exons. Gene Ontology annotation, cellular component: nucleus; cytosol. Bases 651 to 911 code for a protein of 86 amino acids.